ACGAUUUGCGCUUCCUUUUUGCAGAAUGCGGGCAAGACUCAUUCAACAGCCAAACCUCCCUCCCUCCCUCGACACUCUUUCUUCCAUUCAACUCAUCCCCGCGACAAUCUGAAUUCGCGAGAAGACAAUAUUCACAUCAUGUCAUCGCCACUAGUCCUCCUCCCGGGCGACGAAGUGCCCUCCGAAUACCUCCCGGCCAGCAGUUCCGCGCCGUUGAGGUUGGGCGCCGGUCUCCGUUUGCUCUCGCAACCGCAUCCUACGACGACGAGCAGCUCGUCGACACAAGCGCCUAGCCACGUCCUUACCGCCACGCAGGCCGGGAUUCUCUCCACAGACACCAAGCGGAACGCCCUCUCGAUCCUCUCCUUCCCGCACCGCCGCUACAUCCCGACCGCCAACGACCUGGUGAUCGCGCAGAUCCACCACUCCAGCCCGGAUUACUUCCACUGCAUGAUCACGCCGCAAGCGCCUCACGCGGUGCUGGGGCAGUUGUCCUUCGAAGGGGCCACGAAGAAAACCCGGCCCAUGUUGAAGCAGGGCGAUCUGGUGUAUGCGCGGGUCCUGUCCAUUGGCCUCGGGGCAGGCGCGGAGGUCGAGCUGGCGUGCGUGAACCCGGCAACGGGCAGAGCGGAACCGGGCGGUCUGGGCCCGUUGAAUGGGGGGAUGGUGUUUGAUAUCUCGACGGGCAUGGCGUCUCGAUUGAUGCGAGCCAGCUCGUCGACGGGGGAGCAGCAGGAUGGGGUGGCCGGGUUGGUGGUGUUGGAUGAACUGGGCAAGAAGCUGGAGAAGGCCGGCGGGUUCGAGAUCGCGAUUGGCAGGAAUGGCAAGGUGUGGGUGGAUUGUUCGAACUCGGGGGAUGUCGCUGUCAAGGCGACGGUAGCAAUUGGCCGCUGUUUGACCACGAUUGACGAGCAUGAUUUAAAUCCCGCAGACCAGAAGAAGUUGGUGUCGCGAGUCUUGCGGGAGCUGAAGAUCGAAGUGUAAAAAAAAUCAUGGCCUUAUCGAUGUGUGUUACGAGUAUUUCUGGUUCUGUCCGGUGUUACGAUAGAUUUGGUGUUAGUUUCGAGCCCC
Molecule: messenger RNA, 1071 nt
Organism: Aspergillus homomorphus CBS 101889
Lineage: Eukaryota; Fungi; Ascomycota; Eurotiomycetes; Eurotiales; Aspergillaceae
Product: exosome non-catalytic core subunit RRP40
Exons: 1
Coding region: 139-984 (281 amino acids)
Biological process (GO): CUT catabolic process; TRAMP-dependent tRNA surveillance pathway; U4 snRNA 3'-end processing
Cellular component (GO): nuclear exosome (RNase complex); cytoplasmic exosome (RNase complex)
Molecular function (GO): RNA binding
Source: RefSeq, a predicted model, not a curated record